Molecule: messenger RNA, 1236 nt
Organism: Ramularia collo-cygni
Lineage: Eukaryota; Fungi; Ascomycota; Dothideomycetes; Mycosphaerellales; Mycosphaerellaceae
Product: related to ZRT1 Zinc transporter I
Exons: 2
Coding region: 1-1236 (411 amino acids)
Biological process (GO): zinc ion import across plasma membrane
Cellular component (GO): plasma membrane
Molecular function (GO): high-affinity zinc transmembrane transporter activity
Source: RefSeq, a predicted model, not a curated record
AUGGACCCUACCGCCGUAUGGCCAAAUUCCUACCCGGCUACGUCAGGUCUUGACGACACAACGGCAAUGAAUGUCAAUUUGACAUAUGUCCGAGAAAAUGAGCUGAUGCGCGAUGUGACAUGCUUCCUCAACGACGCUGGCAAUGAGUACGACCAACACCUUGGUGUGCGAGUCUCAGCGCUGUUCGUCGUCUUGGUCUUGUCCUCUGCUGUCACCUUCUUCCCCGUCAUCGCAACGAGGAGCAAAAGGCUGCGAAUCCCACUCUACGUCUACCUCUUCGCGCGAUACUUUGGUGCCGGUGUCAUCAUCGCAACUGCCUUCAUUCAUCUCCUCGACCCUGCGUAUGAAUCGAUCGGCCCUGCUUCUUGCGUCGGAAUGACCGGUGGAUGGUCAGAGUACUCCUUCGUGGCUGGUAUCGCUCUUUCAAGCGGCAUGUUUGUCUUCCUGCUGGACUUUGCGGCCGAGAGAUACGUCGAGAAGAAGUACGAUAUGGCGCAUAGCCAUGGCGAGAACUUCAUCUCCGAACGCCGUGGAUCUGUUGAUGACGCAGCGCUGGCACAGUAUCAGAACAUGAGUCGCCGCAUCUCCACCCACCAGCACCUCCACUCAGGAGACCAGGACCAGCAAACGCACACUCAUGAUCAGAGUCCAUCCAUUCCCAAAUCUUUGGGGACCGCCAAGGGUUCCGAUGUUGAAUCCGUGAGCAUCGAUGAGAAAUUGACCGAGGCCCUGGCAGAGGAAGGUUUCAGAAAGCAGAUUGCUGCAUUCCUUAUUCUGGAGUUCGGCGUGCUCUUUCACAGCGUCAUCAUUGGGCUCACAUUGAGCACUUCGGCCUGGGAGGAGUUCAAGAUUCUCUAUCCAGUCAUUGUCUUCCACCAAUCUUUUGAAGGUCUGGGAAUCGGCGCUCGUCUGUCCGCAAUCCCAUUUCCAAAGCGUUUGAGCUGGAUGCCCUGGGCACUUUGUGCAGGRUACGGCCUGACAACACCACUCGCAAUCGCCAUCGGCCUUGGCGUGCGCAACACUUACAACGCCGGCUCCUUUACGGCCAGCGUCGUAUCGGGAGUCCUAGAUGCCACCAGCGCUGGUAUCCUCAUGUACUCUGGCUUUGUAGAGUUCUUGGCAAGAGACUUCUUGUUCAACCCAGAUCGUACAAAGGACGACAGACAGCUAGCUUUCAUGGUUUUCAGCGUGGUUCUCGGUGCCGCUUUGAUGGCCUUGUUAGGGAAGUGGGCCUAA